GAAAAAACGAAAAAACGAAACAAAACACUUACAAAAAGAGAGGCGACCUCUGAAAUUAAAUCUGGUUGGAACAGGAUCUUCUCGGAACGUUUCAUUCUUCUUCUUCGCCGUCGCUGUUGUUUUGUUCGGAAUCUUCAAAUUCUCAUUCGAUUUUUUCCAAAAUCUUUGUUCUUGAAGACGAACCGUUGUUCAGUUACGAACUCCAUUGAUCUGCGUUCCUUUUGCGGAGCUUCUGUGCAGUUUUGAGCUGCAGUGCAUCACUGGGAGCGGAUUACUUAAAAACUAUGCUGAGGAGGAAGAAGAUGAAGCAGAGCUUCACCUUCUUCUUCUUCUUCUCUGUUGAUUCAUGGCCUCCUCUCAGCAUCGUUGUGUUUUCGUUGGGAAUAUACCUUAUGAUGCUACUGAAGAGCAGCUUAUAGAAAUCUGCCAAGGUGGGCCUGUAGUGUCGUUCAGAUUAGUUAUCGAUAGGGAAACUGGAAAACCAAAGGGCUAUGGGUUUUGUGAGUACAAGGAUGAAGAAACAGCAUUGAGUGCUCGUCGUAAUCUUCAAGGUUAUGAAAUUAAUGGCCGGCAGUUACGAGUUGAUUUUGCUGAGAAUGACAAGGGGGCAGACAGAAAUAGAGAACAGGGUCGUGGUGGACCUGGAUUGGUUGCAAAUGCUGGUGGCCCAACACCCCAAGGGGAAUCCAGUCAACAUCAACCAAUUGGUCUUCAUAUAGCUAUAACUGCUGCAGCCGUCAUGGCCGGAUCCCUUGGGGGUGCACAAGCGGCGUCUAGUCAGAAUACUUUGCAGAGUGCAACAAUGCCCAAUGAUCCUUUAACUUUACAUCUGGCUAAACUUUCUAGGAGUCAGCUUACUGAAGUUAUGUCAGGGCUAAAGGCAAUGGCUACACAAAACAAGGAUUUGGCUCGUCAGCUAUUGCUGGCAAGACCACAAUUAUCUAAAGCUCUUUUCCAGUCACAGAUAAUGCUUGGAAUGGUCACUCCACAAGUGUUGCAGAAGCCUAAUUUAUGGCAACCUUCGACUCAUACUCGGCUUCCUUUGCAUGAAAUUCAGCAGGGUCAGCCAUCAUCUCUUCAAAUUCAACCAGGGCUACCCCCUCUUGCACCUAACAGGAUGCAAACUGGUUUUGUACCCAAAAAAGAAACUCAAUUGUCUCUCACGCCCCAAAAUCCUUUGGCUCCCCAUCAGUUUUCUGCAUCCCGGCCUCCACUUCAAUCUCAAAUUCAGCCAUCACACGCUUUACAAGGCUCUUUGACCGGAAUACCUGGAGGCUCGUCGCUUCCUUCCAUAAGUUUGCAGGGAAAUAUAUCUGUUAGGCAACAGGUUCAGGUGCCCACCUCCUCUUCUUUAAAGCAGCAUAUGCGUCCUCCUCAACAAUAUUCGGGGCAUGGUGGGGCUUUAAUUCCUGGGCAUAACGCUCAUAUUGCUAACCCAGAAGCUAAACCUUCUCUUUUGCCUCAUCCUUCCUUAUCAGAUGCAGACUUUCAGCCUGGACCCUCCACCGCAUAUGGUGCAUCUCCGAUUGUGGGCAGUGAUGUUGAUAAGUCUUCUCAAGUUCCUCUUGGUGUGGAUGGUAAAAGAAAUGUACUUCACGGCUUUUCAGGAACAACUAAUCGGCCUGUAAAGCAAAUAAAAUUAGAGGAUGGAAAAGGCAGCCCUUUCUCAGCAGGAGGUCUAAGUGCAUCACUAGGUACCAAUGGAUCUGGACAACUUGGAAUUUCCUCAGAUCCCAAUCUGGCGGGAACGCAACACUCUGAGAAACCAACUUCAUUGCUUCCCCACAAUGUCGAGUCUGUACUACUGCAACAAGUUUUGAAUCUAACUCCCGAACAGCUUAACUUGUUGCCGCUCGAACAGAGGCUGCAAGUUGUUGAGCUCCAGCACGCACUUCGCAGAGACCAAAUGCGGCCAUCCUAGCAAGAAAAAUGUCGCUGAUCAUCAACCCUACACUCUCGGAAGCUCCGCUCCAAGCGAGGUAGCAGAAAGAUUCAGCUAAGUAGAUUGUAAAAUAUUUGGCUCCAGAAAGAUUCAGCAAGUGACAGUAAAAAAUACGUGUAAAAUUAUUGGUUGUCGAAGGGGUCCAAAGCGACGGGUCCUGCCCACAAGGUAUGAGUUUUCCAUAAACAACAUUCAUGUAAGGCUUACAAGCUUGUGAUUAUAGUGAUUCCUUAAUAAUAACAAAUCAAGAUAGGGGAAAAAAAUCCAACUGUGGAAGAAUUUUGAUAUAUUUUUUGGCCGUUAGAUUUGCUAUUAUAUUUUUGCCACUUUUGGACCUC
Messenger RNA from Benincasa hispida (wax gourd), 2280 nucleotides. It is a transcript of the gene CSTF64, whose product is annotated as cleavage stimulating factor 64. Gene Ontology annotation, cellular component: mRNA cleavage and polyadenylation specificity factor complex. NCBI's taxonomy places the organism in Eukaryota, Viridiplantae, Streptophyta, Magnoliopsida, Cucurbitales, Cucurbitaceae. Gene Ontology annotation, molecular function: mRNA binding. The record is from RefSeq and is a predicted model, not a curated record. Gene Ontology annotation, biological process: mRNA 3'-end processing.